This is a messenger RNA of Botrytis cinerea B05.10, 1489 nucleotides long. RefSeq lists its product as hypothetical. Gene Ontology annotation, molecular function: GTP binding; GTPase activity. Lineage: Eukaryota; Fungi; Ascomycota; Leotiomycetes; Helotiales; Sclerotiniaceae. The transcript is spliced from 4 exons. Gene Ontology annotation, biological process: protein transport. Gene Ontology annotation, cellular component: lysosomal membrane. The record is from RefSeq and is a predicted model, not a curated record. Bases 355 to 906 code for a protein of 183 amino acids.
GUUUCAUCCGCCAUUCACUAUUUCAUCAUUGUACAAACCAUCAGGUUCCUUGGAGAUUUAUUGAGACUGCGAACGAAGUGUACGAUAUCCAUUGCGUAGCUAUCUGAUCAUUGGCUUAUUUACGGAAAAACGGUCUGCGGCUGCACUGCAUCUCUACUUCUUUUGCCGGCUUCAACCCUGCAAUCUUGUAUCUUCCUCUUCUCCAGAAACCUCACAUAUCUCACAUACCUACCCUACCGUACCUGCACAGCCUCGCGAAUCGACGAAAUAAUCUACCCGUCAGCGACAGAGCUCCAGAGCUUCCAUCGAAACAAUAAUUAAUUUACAUAGGUGUGCAAGAGCGACUGAAAGAUCAUGGCAAGUAUAUUCAGAAGAGUGUAUGAUUGGUUGCUGCGGCUUUUCUGGGCUACGGAAAUGGACAUUACGAUGAUCGGUUUGCAGAAUGCUGGAAAGACAUCUUUGUUAAGGGUACUAGCGGGCGGUGAAUUUACACUUGACUCCAUUCCUACCGUCGGUUUUAAUAUGAAGCGUGUCCAAAAAGGUCAUGUCACUCUCAAAUGUUGGGAUUUGGGUGGACAACCCCGCUUUCGCUCCAUGUGGGAGCGAUAUUGUCGCGGUGUAAAUGCCAUCGUGUUUAUUGUCGACUCUGCCGAUCCUGAUGCCUUACCAAUCGCUAAAGAUGAGCUUCAUUUGCUUUUAGAAAAACCCGUCUUGCAAGGAAUACCUCUUUUGGUCUUGGGAAAUAAAUCUGAUUUGGAAAACAAGUUAAGUGUGGAUGAGUUGAUUGAGAGGUUGGAUCUGAAGAGUGUAGGACAUAGAGAGGUGAGCUGUUAUGGGAUCAGUGCUAAGGAGGAGACGAAUUUGGAUGCCGUUUUGCAAUGGCUAGUUGCAAGGGCGAAUAAGUAGUGCUAAGGAGGAUGGAUGAUGGAUCGUCCAAGAACAAGUAAAUCUUGUCGUGAAGUUUGGAUGGAGUAUUGCGGGUGCGAAUUUUCCGGAUAUUAACGAUGAUUAACGACAUGAAAUGGCGAAAAGAUGGGAUGAUAAAUGAUCGAACUUCGAAAGGGGUCUUCGCGGACCACGAAUAUAUCUCCUCAGCUCACAGCAACCAAUUCUAAUUAUUUUCAAAUUCUUCCUUCUCGGUCGGCGAGGAUCCCCUCGACAUCUGGUUUUCGAUAUGCUGUGGGCCGAACAGCAGGACAGAAAUGUAUCAAAUUUCCUUGUAUUCUUCUGGGUAGGAUGCGCCAUGUCUGCUACGAUGCGACGAAUUUACGACCCUCUGUUUUGUUGUUGAGUUAUUGGGAUCGACAUCCAGCGUGUUGGAUGGUGCCAGUUGGUAAAUGAGAUAGUGGCACCUGUGUGUUGAAAUAAUCGGAGAACCAUUGUAUUUAAAACAUUCAUACUUUGCGCUUCCAUGCCCAGUCGUGUUUCCUACGAGUGCUUUGCGUUUUUCCCAUUCCCAAUAUAUAUGUAUAAAUAUUUUUAUCUUUCA